GCGUCCGAUUCGCCCGGCCCACGCUUCCCGCCUUUCCGCUAACUCCGGAGGCCCCGGCUCGUUAGCCACCGGACUUGGGACGCCCGCAGUCCUCUUCUCACAGUCCUGUCGCCGACCCCGGGGCCGCGCGGGUGUCUGGUGGAACAUGGCGAAUUCGGGCUGUGAGGACGUCCGGGGCCAGGAGGGGGAGAGUUUUCUGUACUUCGCCUACGGUAGCAAUCUGCUGACCGAGCGGAUCCACCUCCGAAACCGGUCGGCCGCGUUCUGCUGCGUGGCCCGCCUGCAGGAUUAUAAGCUUGACUUUGGCAAUUCCCAAGGCAAAACAAGUGAAACUUGGCAUGGAGGUAUAGCCACCAUUUUUCAAAGUCCUGGCGAUGAAGUAUGGGGAGUAGUAUGGAAAAUGAACAAAAGCAAUUUGAGUUCUCUGGAUAAGCAAGAAGGGGUUAAAAGUGGAACAUAUGUCCCAAUAGAAGUUAAUGUUUAUACUCAAGAAGGAAAAGAAAUAACCUGUCGAAGUUAUCAGAUGAAAAAUUAUGAGAGUGCUCUGCCAUCCCUCCAGUAUAAAAAGGUCAUUUGCCUAGGUGCAAAAGAAAAUGAUUUGCCACUGGAGUAUCAAAAGAAGUUAAAUGCAGUAGAACCAAAUGACUACCAAGGAGAAGUCUCAGAAGAAAUUGAAGACAUUAUCAAAAAGGGAGAAACAAAAGUUCAUUAGAACAUAAUAGAUAUUUUAGAUAGAAAUCUAAAUUAUAAUAGAAAAUACAGAUAUUUUCUGUAUGUGCUAAUAUAUUUUUAACAUUUGGAAAAGAGAUCUGAGGUAUCUGUAUGUUUAAUAUAUUUUCAACAGUGCUCUGAAGGGAUAUCUUACUUAGGUAAUUCCUUGUUUUCAGACUCGAAAAAGAAACUAGGUUAGAAAUUAGAUAAUUGAGGGGCGCCUGGGUGGCUCAGUCAGUUAAGCGUCUGCCUUCGGCUCAGGUCAUGAUCCCAGGGUCCUGGGAUGGAGCCCUGCGUCAGGCUCUCUGCUCAGCGGGGAUUCUGCUUCUCCCUCUGCCUGCUGCUCCACCUGCUUGUGCUCUCUCUCUCUCUGUGUCAAAUAAAUAAAUAAAACCUUUAAAAAAAAUUA
This is a messenger RNA of Mirounga angustirostris (Northern elephant seal), 1120 nucleotides long. It is a transcript of the gene GGCT, whose product is annotated as gamma-glutamylcyclotransferase. The record is from RefSeq and is a predicted model, not a curated record. NCBI's taxonomy places the organism in Eukaryota, Metazoa, Chordata, Mammalia, Carnivora, Phocidae. The coding region runs from base 146 to 712 and encodes 188 amino acids. Gene Ontology annotation, molecular function: gamma-glutamylcyclotransferase activity. The transcript has 4 exons.